Messenger RNA from Oncorhynchus masou masou (cherry salmon), 1181 nucleotides. RefSeq names its product small ribosomal subunit protein eS27. Gene Ontology annotation, molecular function: structural constituent of ribosome; RNA binding. Gene Ontology annotation, biological process: translation; ribosomal small subunit assembly. The transcript has 4 exons. NCBI's taxonomy places the organism in Eukaryota, Metazoa, Chordata, Actinopteri, Salmoniformes, Salmonidae. The record is from RefSeq and is a predicted model, not a curated record. Bases 68 to 322 code for a protein of 84 amino acids. Gene Ontology annotation, cellular component: ribosome; cytosolic small ribosomal subunit.
AGCGUCAAUAGAAACCCCUUGUUUCCGAUCAUGCCUUCUUUCAGGCAACGGCUAUUUCUUCGCAAACAUGCCACUCGCAAAAGACUUGUUGCACCCAUCCCCUGAGGAGGAGAAGAGGAGCCACAAGAAGAAGCGUCUUGUCCAGAGCCCAAACUCCUACUUCAUGGAUGUUAAGUGCCCAGGAUGCUACAAGAUCACAACGGUGUUCAGCCACGCCCAGACUGUUGUGCUGUGUGUGGGUUGCUCCACAGUUCUGUGUCAGCCCACUGGAGGCAAAGCACGUCUCACAGAGGGGUGCUCAUUCAGGAGGAAGCAGCAUUAGUUGUACUUCUGAUGCCCCCGUAAAAAUGUAAGAGAAGAGGGGUUGGACAUGUUGAUUUCAGCAACUCCAGCCUCGAUACAGCACCCAAGAAAGAUUGAUCCAGAAGUGCUCAUGACGCCUGGACACCAGAUGGGAUUACUCAUUCAAUGUGAUAGUCCACUUUGUUGCAGUAACUGAACUCUUCAACCAAUCUUUUUUAAUACAAUUGUUUUGGCUAAAGAAUGGGUGGUUUGUACUUUUUUGUUUCCUUUUCAAUAUUUGCCAAUUGUACGUUCUCACCUGAAUUUUGUACAUUUUCAGUUUUCAUUACCUUUUCCGGAUUAACUUCUCGUCAUUUAAUAUAAUUUUACUUUAGAAAAACGUAAUUUCUUUGAAUAAAACUGCUGUAGUUUGUCCAUAAAUAACAAAACGAUCAAAUAUAAGUAUACAUUAAACGAUAAUAUGUCUGUCAACAUGCAUCUCACUUUGGAGUUUUUACAGGAAGUUUAAAAUCAGUUAAGUGUUUAUUCACAUAUGAUGCAUGAUCAAGAGGAGUAGUCCUUAGAUGAGCACAAGUACAUGUAUUUGCUUGAACGCCUUCAGAAUGAGGUUCUUAUUCUCAAACAAUCCCUUUAACCAAUUUGGCCUUCUCAAUACCGACACGGCAAGAAAAGCUCCAAUUGGGAAAGAGAUGUGAAUUUUAUUGUGUAAUUUAAAUUUCGAUAUUUGUAUUUUCAGUUUAAUUCUGGCCUUUUCACAGGGGGAACAAUGUUCUAUCGGAAAUGGAUUUGUUUACUUUUAUUGGACAAACUGUUGCGGUAAUGAGAAUGUUGUGGAGAUUGUCAACUGCAUAAUCUUAUAAAGGAAAUGGGCAAGUACA